This is a messenger RNA of Haemonchus placei, 306 nucleotides long. The record is from the annotation of a GenBank genome assembly. NCBI's taxonomy places the organism in Eukaryota, Metazoa, Nematoda, Chromadorea, Rhabditida, Trichostrongylidae.
ACCCAGGUAAUCGUAUUCGAAUUUUUCGCUUCCAGGUACACGACACACUUCGAGACACUGAUCCUCUCAAAGAGCUCAUAUUUCCAUCGAUUUGUGCGGCUCGACGACGUUACAGGGAAGGUGCUAUUGUAUCGACGAUAUUUCACGGUUGACUCGACUGGAGCGAUCUUUGUCAACCGUGAUGGUGAUCUUUUCGCCCAUGCGCUACAGUUUAUGAGAGAUGGAAAACGCACUGCACUGCCUCAAAAUACUGAACUUCUUCGACAAUUGAUUGUACGCGAACUCAACUCCCCUAUGGAAACUUAA